Zea mays is the source of this 1379-nucleotide messenger RNA. RefSeq lists its product as uncharacterized. Bases 102 to 881 code for a protein of 259 amino acids. Gene Ontology annotation, cellular component: chloroplast. The record is from RefSeq and is marked validated. The transcript is spliced from 4 exons. NCBI's taxonomy places the organism in Eukaryota, Viridiplantae, Streptophyta, Magnoliopsida, Poales, Poaceae. Gene Ontology annotation, biological process: NAD(P)H dehydrogenase complex assembly.
AAGAGAUAAACGGAUAGAACAGGCGUGGAGCGCGCGACCCCGUACGUCUCCACCGCUGCAGGAACUCCCCCCCUCCCCGGCGGCCCGCGCGCCCACCAACCAUGGCAGUCGCAGCCGCCGCCCACCACCUGCCCGUUGUGCCGCACCGCCUUGUCCCGGUCCGGCACACCAGUAGCAGCCCGCCGCCGCAUCCGGCCUCCCGCUGCUCCGCCGCGGGGAAGCCGCCCGUCCAGCUCCACGCGGCGCAAGCGAGGGCGUCUGGGUUCGCCGCGCGCGUCGCGUUCAACCCUUCCGGGAACUACGACCUGUCCCUCUCCAUGGGCGAAGACGAGACCCCGCAGGUCCAGCCUCCGCCGCCGCCUACCCAAGGGCGCUUCGAAAUCGUUAUCAACAACGACAACAUCCGAACGCUCGACCUAUCGCCAGUCGAAGCAGCACUCGGCGACUUGAGCUCCUUGACACCAGCUGCUUCAAGAACCCUGCUGGACCAGACCGUCGGGUUCACCAUCAGCUACGAGAGGGAGGACGAGUACGACACGCGGGAGCUGUCGGAGUUCCCCGACAUACGGCUGUGGUUCGUGAGGCUCGACGCCGCGUACCCUUGGUUCCCGGUCGUGCUCGACUGGAGAGCCGGCGAGCUUGCCAGAUACGCCGCGAUGCUCGUCCCUCACCAGAUGAGCAUGCGGAUGGGCGUCGUCUUCAACCCGGAGGCGCUGGAGCUGUUCGUGAUGAAGAAGGUGUUCGCCGUCGACGCUUGGCUGAAGCAGCAGAGCCAUCCCAAACCGAGGCUGAAGACGGCGGACAUGGCAAGGAUGCUCGGCUUCGGCGUCGGAGAUGAGCUGUUCGACCUGAUCGAGAAGUACCCUGUCCAUCGUUCGUGAUAAAAAAAUAAUUAAACAACAAAGCUGAGAAUAGGGAUCCGAUCCCACACACAGAAGAAUCAGUCGUCUGGUCGGUGCUGCUGCCUGCUGCUCAUACCAUACCCACACCCUUGAAGUAGAAACUAAGGCACGUUUGCUUUGCUCCAGGAGACCAGGAGCGCUCUGAUGUUGUCGUGUUCCUCGCGUCGCCUUCUCGGCCUGUUGUACUCAGUAGCGCCGCAGAGUCUCUAGCAUGAGACGACCUCGAGGAGUCUAUGUUGUCGUCUAUGGAUGGAACAGUCAGCAUAGACCAAGGCCGUGACCUUUCCUCCGGUGCUAGCCCUUUCGCAUGUAUCGGAUAAAUUUGGUUCUGCUAAUCACUACCAAAAUUUAGCUCUUUGCCGAGUGUCAUAUUCUUUGCCGAUUGUUUUUUUUUGCACUCGGCAAAGAAGCUCUUUGCCGAGUGCCACGCAAAAAACUCUCGGUAAAAGAAAACACUCGGUGAAGAAGCUCUUUGUC